AGGAAGACUUGCAGACGAUGCAGCGCUGCUGUGGCAGAUCCAGAAGCCCCAUCUGAAUUACCUUAAGCAAAACUGACAAUUUAUUAUUCCACAUGCCGUCAUCAGUCCAGAGAGAGGUCCCUUCUCUGCGUUUAAAGCUCAGUCACUCAGAGGGAGGACUGUGGCUAGACAGCGUUUGCCGCUGGGGCUUGCAGGUAAGACAUUAGCUCUCAGCGCCGCGCCUGCCUGCCACCUGAUCACAACUGUGAUCCUGGAUUAACCCGCUGAAGCUGUAAGCGAGCGCCCAGCUAGAUGUUUUCUCUUGUGUGUUGCCGUGGUCAUGGUGUUCCACGAGUGGAACGGUGACUUAGACAAGAUGUGGAUGGACAUGCCCUGCUAACUGGAGAGACGGCAAGGACGGACAGACAGUAGGACACCCUCCCUGUUCCACAGCUGUGAGAGUGCGCAGUGAAGGAAGGCAUUUCCAAAAAACUGGCUGAGGCUGCAGGGUUUUCACAGAGAGCAAAGGUGGAGAGCGUGGAUCCCUCUGCAAGUCCAGUCGCUGCAGAUAUAUGGAGCUCCACAUUUGAAAUAAGGAGAGUGGGAGCCAGAGAGAUGUGGCUGAUGAGCCAGCGAACAGGACAUUAUCAAAUCAGAUGGCCAGUUUGGGGCAAGGAUCACUGUGCCUGGGGAUCCAAAUGCCAAAUGAUCUCUACACCAGGGAAAUAAAAAGAGAAAGGUCAGACUGGACCAAAAGCAGACACAGUCUCCCUCACUGAGCACUCUGGGCGUUUGUCUUAAUUCUUAAGGAGCAGGACACCCCAGUGAUGGUUAGUCUUGAUCAUCACCUUGAAGUGCUCUGGGAUCAAUUAAGAAAUAUAUCCUUCCUUGGAUCUGUAGGGGUGUUUUUUAGAAAGGAUAAGCUGAGGUGGGAAGACCCGCCCUCAAUACGGGCAAUACCAUCGCAUGGACUGGGCUUCUGGGCUGGAUUUAAAGGAGAAGGCAAUGAGCUCUGACUUUCAUCUCUCCUUCCUGACUUUGAGUGCAACCUGCGGUGCGCGGCGGCCCCACGCUCCUGCGAUGGCUUCCAUGCUGUGAUGGAGCCCCACGCUCCUGCUGAGACUUUCGUGCCGUGAUGGGGCCCCACACUCCUGCCGUGGCUUCUGUGCCGUGAUGGGGCCCCACACUCCUGCUGAGGCUUCUGCGCAGUGAUGGAGCCCCAUGCUCCUGCCGUGGCUUCCGUGCCGUGAUGGACGGCACAUGUAGGCCCUACCUUAAGUCACCUCUGUCAGGUAUUUUCUCACAAUAAAGAGAAAAGUAACCGAUCCGAGGCCUUAGAGCUGCAACUGCACGGGGGUCAUCUGGUGGUCCGCAGCAUGUAGCUGGAGGCUGUCUGCGCGUGUGCACAGGCUUCUUGCACUGUGGGCUCAGUAACAUCAGACUCCCUGGGGUCGCCAUGGGAGGCAUUAGCCGUGUGCUACGUUUAUGCUCACAGAAGAGCAAUGAGUUAAGGAUAAGAAAGACGUCAGGAUACCAUAGGCUCGGUGACAGGCCAGAGGAAUCAUAGGCUCCGUGACAGGCCAGAGGAAAGGGUUUCUGCCUGCUGGAUCCUCAGGAAGGCAAGACUCCGAUAGAGAAAGAGCAAAGGGCAGGAAGGGCGCACAGAGGUGCUGGUGACAACACAGGAGGGGACAGGCUGGUAGCCACAUGUGGGGAGGGAUGGGUGAGGAGAAACGGUACAAAUACAGAAUAAUUUCACGUUUUAGAUUUUUAAGGAUUGUUUAGACUGAUACGUAGAAACAUACAAUUGUACAAAUUAACGUGUAAUUUGUAGUGUUCCCUAAGUUUUAAAAAUCCUACUAUUUCUAUGGAUGUCAGUGUUUGGUCCUAGGCUGGAAAAGAUCUGGGGUUAACUUUUCUGUAACCUUCCAUGGAACUGCGACCGCAGAAAGGGGCCUGGCUUAGGCAAUGCACUGGGAGAGUCCAGCCACAUGACCUAGGUUUACUGGUUACUGUCCUCCAGGGGUAAGCUAUGUACUGGCAUAGAGGACAGGGAAGUGGGGGGCAGCUCAGAGACAGUGAGCUGAUGGCUGUCUACCACCUCAGGAAAGGCAGUUAGAAUCUGCUGUUGGUAAAGCAUGAAACUCGGUGGCACCUAAGGGGGAGGGACCAGACCAGCGCCCCUAGCAGAGAAAUCAAAGACAGAGACCAAGGGCAGGGAGGGGACAGUAUCUAAGGCAGCUAAUGCCAUCCGCCUCCUGGAAGACAGGCUUAGACCUCAAGAACAGAGCGCCAGCCCUUCCCCAGAGGGAAGCCUCCACUUGAUCUUGCCCAGUCCCUGCAGGAAGGUCUAGCCUCUGGAGACACAAGCUGUGCAGACCAAAGGUGCUUCUAGAAGUCACAUGAAGUAAGCAGGGCACUGGAAUGGAUGGAUCCUCAGAUGGAAAGUGCAGCCUGGCCCGGGAGGUGGAGACGUGGUUCCCUGCGGAAGACACAGGGGAGCUUUGUGCCCUAGGCGAGGACGGGCCAGCGCUCCUCCGACUCUCCAUCCUCCCACGUCCCGGCCACGUCCCGGCAACAUGCACAGGCAUCUCUUCUGCACUCUGCUCAUUCCUGGACUGGCACAGCUCUGCUGCAGGGCGCAGGGCACUGUGCCAUCAGACACGACCCCUGAAGGAGGGCCCGCAGAAACACCCCAAGUGGGUCACCGGAAACAGGUCUGUCACUGGCCCUGCCGAUGUCCUCCUCGGAAGCCCAGCUGUCCUCCUGGGGUGAGCUUGGUGAGGGAUGGCUGCGGAUGCUGCAAAGUCUGCGCCAAGCAACGAGGAGACGUCUGUAAUGAAGCCGACCUCUGCGACCCUCACAAAGGGCUGUACUGUGACUACUCGGCGGACAAGCCUAGGUACGAGACGGGAGUGUGUGCAUAUCUUGUGGCUGUUGGAUGUGAGUUCAACAGGGUCCAUUAUCAGAAUGGCCAAGUAUUUCAGCCCCACCCCCUGUUCAGUUGCCUCUGUGUGGGUGGUGCAAUUGGAUGCACGCCCCUGUUCAUACCCAGGCUGGCUGGCAGCAACUGUUCUGCAGCUGAAGGUGUAAGGAGAGCUGGUACAACCAACUGUGGCCUGGGACCAUCGCAACAAGGGCGCCCUGCAGGCUCCAGAGCAGUGCCAGCUUACAGGAACCUCCCACUUACUUGGAAAAAAAAGUGCCUUGUGCAAGCAACGAAGUGGACUCCCUGCUCCAGAACGUGUGGAAUGGGAAUUUCUAACAGGGUAACCAAUGAAAACAUCAACUGUGAAAUGAGAAGAGAGAAGAGGCUAUGCUAUAUCCAGCCCUGCAACAGUAAUAUAGCCAAGACAGUGAAGAUUCCCAGAGGAAAAACAUGUCAACCCACUUUCCAACUCUCCAAAGCUGAGAAAUUCGUUUUUUCUGGUUGCUCAAGUACUCAGAGUUACAGACCGACUUUUUGUGGAAUAUGCCUGGACAAGAGAUGCUGCGUCCCCAACAAGUCUAAGAUGAUCACUGUUAGGUUCGACUGCCCCAGCGAAGGGUCCUUUCAAUGGCGGAUGCUCUGGGUCACAUCUUGUGUGUGCCAGAGAGACUGCAGAGAACCAGGAGAUAUGUUUUCUGAGCUCAGAAUUCUAUAG
Molecule: messenger RNA, 3623 nt
Organism: Chionomys nivalis (European snow vole)
Lineage: Eukaryota; Metazoa; Chordata; Mammalia; Rodentia; Cricetidae
Gene: Ccn6
Product: cellular communication network factor 6
Exons: 7
Coding region: 2559-3623 (354 amino acids)
Biological process (GO): cell adhesion; signal transduction
Cellular component (GO): extracellular matrix; extracellular region
Molecular function (GO): heparin binding; integrin binding
Source: RefSeq, a predicted model, not a curated record